GCCCGCUCGGCCGCCGCGGUCCCUCUUUAUUUCGUUUUACGUUUGAUUUUUUUUUCCUUUACCCAUUUUAUUUUCCCCCUUGCGCCGCCCGAUAUCACACGCACGCACACACUCAUACACGUACACGUUCACGUUCACGUUCACGUUCGCGUACACGCACACACGCACCCGUCGGCGCGAGCGGUUUUUGCGCGCGCCGCCGCGGAUCACGUUUUUCCACCGCCAAACAGGGUCGUCAUCGGGCACUCGCCACUCAGUCGUCCGCGGUCGCCGCCCGCGUGUACUCGUGUGCAGUUCUCGUCGUCGUCCCGGCGUACCCGAAUCCCGAACACUUCGCGCCCAUCGCACGUCACAAAUCGCGUCGUCCCGGGAAGGGUAACAGAUGAGCGCCGCACAACAACAAUAAUUAUAAUAGUUUAAUAUAUUAUUGUAAAUACUGUCGACUCAAAUUUUCGAAAAAAAAAUUAAAAAUUAGUCAAUUUUAAAAGAGACUCAUCCCUAUCGCGCACAGCAGCUUACGCCGCUCCGCACUAGUCGUCAGUUGUCUGCAGCACGCGCUUCUAGCGGGUCGUGUGCUCUCACGUGCUCGCCCGCCACCGUCCGGUCGAAAACUUUGUUAUCAUCGGCCAGUGGAUUUCGACACCCGAGUCCCAAACCAACUGCACCAUCUUUCGCCCCAAAAAACCAAACUUCACGCCGGGUUGCCACAGCCGCUACUCGGGUUCUUCUUCCUAUUCUGGACACCGGCCAAAAGACUCAGAUUUAUGGGAACUUGGACGCUAAAAUCAGAGAAAGAUGGUGAUGCGGAUGAUGGGGAAGUGGUAGGCUCUCUAAGCUGUUAUAACUCCGUGGAACUUCUUGGAGUGCCAGCAAGGAUGCCUCAUCAUUAUGGUCCCGAAGCUCCCAUGCAGUUUCGACCAGAACAACGUCUAACUAGAGAUGCAAUGGAGAGGUACCUACGAGAUCGCAAUGAUUUAGUGUUGGUUAUUCUCCACGCUAAAGUAGCUCAGAAAUCGUACGGUAAUGAAAAACGAUUUUUUUGUCCACCUCCUUGCAUAUACUUGUUUGGUGAUGGCUGGAGACUUCGGCAAGAACAAAUGUUGAGAGAAGGAGUGUCUGAAGCUAAUUCACAGAUGAGCGCAUUCAUUGGUAUUGGAAGCACUGACCAAGAGUUACAGCCUCUUGACCUUAACAACGGAAAGCAAUAUUGUGCUGCUAAAACGUUAUUCAUUUCAGAUUCGGACAAACGAAAACAUUUCAUGUUGAUGGUUAGAAUGUUUUAUAAUAUUGGUUAUGAUAUUGGUACAUUCCAUAGUAAACGAAUAAAAGUUAUAUCAAAACCAUCAAAGAAAAAACAAUCGUUAAAAAAUGCCGAUUUAUGUAUCGCAAGUGGAACAAAAGUGGCAUUAUUCAAUAGGUUAAGAUCCCAAACAGUCAGUACACGAUACUUGCACGUGGAAAAGGGUAACUUUCAUGCCAGCUCGACGCAGUGGGGGGCAUUUACUAUCCACUUGUUAGAUGAUGACGAAAGUGAGAGUGAAGAAUUCAAUGUUAGGGAUGGAUAUGUUCAUUAUGGCAGUACUAUCAAGUUAGUUUGUAGUGUCACUGGUAUGGCAUUGCCUCGACUUAUAAUAAGGAAAGUCGAUAAACAGAUGGCUCUUCUGGAAGCUGACGACCCUGUGUCACAACUGCAUAAAUGUGCGUUUUACAUGAAAGAUACAGAGCAUAUGUAUUUAUGUCUAUCUCAAGAGCGUAUAAUUCAGUUUCAAGCAACACCCUGUCCUAAGGAACCCAAUAAAGAAAUGAUUAACGAUGGUGCCUGUUGGACGAUUAUAAGCACGGACAAGGCCGAGUAUCAGUUUUACGAAGGCAUGGGUCCCGUGAACUCGCCAAUAACACCUGUUCCAGUUGUUCACAGUUUGAACUUGAACGGUGGUGGUGAUGUGGCAAUGUUAGAAUUGACUGGAGAAAAUUUCACACCUCACCUACAAGUAUGGUUUGGUGAUGUUGAAUCCGAAACUAUGUAUCGCUGCCAGGAGAGUAUGUUGGCUGUUGUACCAGAUAUAUCCUCAUUUAGGGGUGAUUGGCUGUGGGUCAGACAGCCAACCCAAGUACCAGUAUCUCUAGUGAGAAACGAUGGUAUAAUUUAUGCCACAGGGCUGACAUUUACUUACACUCCAGAAUCUGGACCCAGGAAUCAUAUCCAACCCACAGACGACAUUAUGCGAGCUCCACAUCCUCAUAAUAGGUUACAGCCAGCCAUAAACGACGUUCCGUGGAACCAACAUUCCAAUAUUAAAGAUUAUCAAUAAUGAUGUGUAUUGAUUUGGACCAAAGAAAAGAACUAUUGUGGAGUAUUGUUAUGAAUUUAAAAAAUGAAAGAAAAUGUAUAGCAAACUAUUUAUACAUUUUCUGUGCAUUUUAUAUACGGUACGGAUAAAUAAUAAUUAAUAAACACACUACCUAAUGAUGGAUACUUUUUAGUCGCACAUAAUUGUUCAUACAUUGGUUCCUUUUAAUUAUUUUCUACGAUUAUUUUUGUAAAAGAUUUUUUUCCGUCCAUUUGAUUGGUUAAACAAAUGAAUAUUUCUUACCAAAGUCUAAAGAUCGUAAUUAUUGUUGGCAUGAAAUUGGACGCUACACCUGUCCUGUUAUUACAUGAUUGUGCAAUGUCAUUAAGUUACGUUUUGGGGGAACGUUACUGCAUAUCUUAUAGGUAGUUAAAAUUAUACAUUUAUAAAUUAGUAUGUGGAGCUCAUACAAUAUAUGGAAUUUCAAAAGUGAAUCAAUUACGAUGCAAUAUUUAUCCCAGUCUUAGCUCCCGUUACGAACAGUUUUGAUUUUAAUGACUAACUGUAAUUAUAUAUAAGCUUCUCACGAAAUUACUAGUUACUGACAUAAAUUAGUCUUGUCUACAAAUCAACAAGACUCAAGAGUAAGAACAAGUUUGAUCAUUAAAUGAAGUUGUUAACAACUUGAAAUUUUAAGUCAAACAAAUGUUCCAAAAUAUAUAAUUAUAAAACGAUUAAUACAAUAAAUUAAAAUGACUUUCGUAUCCAAAAAUUAAAGAGAGAAAAAUUAAUUAUUUUGCUUUUGAAAUUCAUGACCCUUUCAGUUCACAGUAUUUUUAAAUGUAGAUUUUAAGUAUAGAAAAGCAAAUUGCAUAUUCUAAGGUGCUUAAUAUAUAUUAUAUAAAAACAAUAUCAUUGUACAAUGGUCAAUGAUAUUUUGUUUCCAAAUCUGAUUUUGUAGUUUUGGUUUAUAUUGAAACAAAAUAUUUUUUUUUUUAAGUAGAGCAUUUUUUUUUUUAUCAUUAUGGUUAUUAUUGUAGUCAAUAUUAUGCGUGAUAGAUAUGGUUGUAUUAUAGUUUAAAAAAGGUAAUAUUAUGAAAUCUGUUCACUGUGAAUCUAUGUUAUUAUAUUAAUCAUUAUUAGCCUGUGGUCAAAAAAACAAAAAUCUUAAUUUUAACACCCAACGAAAUCUCUGAAUGAUUCGUUUAUUUUCUUGGACAUCACGUGGUACCUACUACCUAUAUUUCCUACCUACUAUAACAUUUUGUACCCAAAUGUUUUAUUUUAUUUUUUAUUUUAAUUUUAUUACUACGUAUAUAUAUAUGAUAUGUAUUAUGUAUGUACUAAUAAUUUUUUCUGUACCUGUACUUGACUGAUUUUAUAAACAAAACGUAGUGUUUUUUAUUUUUACUUUGACCUGUUGUAGUUAAAACUUGGUUGAUUUUAAUUACUAGUUUUGCCGCCAUUCAUGCCAAACACUUGAUGAUUAUAAUUUAUUACUGUAUAAUUAUAUUUUAUAUAGUGUAACUAUAAGACAGUAAUGCCAAAGAAAAAUUAGUUUGUAAUGGUUGUGAUCGAUAUUUUAGAGCAUUUAUUUUGUUAUUCUUGUAUAGCUUUCUUCCGUAGAUAUUUUCAUGAGAAAUCUGUCGUUUAUAAAAAUAUAUUAUAUUAUUUAAUAUUGUAUUUCAUUUCUUCGGUGGGUAUAUUUUGUUUGUGAUUUAUUAGGGCUGUUAAAUAUGUAUUUAUCUAUUUUCUCACUCAUCUAGUUGUAUGUUAACGAAUAAACAACCACAGAUGUAAAAUAUAAUUUUUAUUAGUUUUGAAAAUGUAUUAAAUUGUAUAUACAUGUAGGUAGUAUUAAUUGUUUUCGGUGUUAUAACUCAUAAUAUUUAUUGCAAUAUUUCAUUGUGUUUUACUGUAUUAAAGAUCUAUAAUUCACUGAACUGUGCGUAAAAAACAUAAAUAAGUUACCUACUUAUUUAUUACAAUAUCUGUACUAAAAAAACUAAACUAAAUGUUGGAGAAUGUUUUGUGAACGAAUUUAGAUGCAUAUUUUGUAAUAGUUAUGUUAAAAAUAAUUUUGUAAACAAUAUAAUGUUAUCAGCUCUAAUAAAUAAUUAUGAUUUUA
Molecule: messenger RNA, 4419 nt
Organism: Myzus persicae (green peach aphid)
Lineage: Eukaryota; Metazoa; Arthropoda; Insecta; Hemiptera; Aphididae
Product: suppressor of hairless protein-like
Exons: 2
Coding region: 765-2312 (515 amino acids)
Biological process (GO): regulation of transcription by RNA polymerase II
Cellular component (GO): nucleus
Molecular function (GO): DNA-binding transcription activator activity, RNA polymerase II-specific; RNA polymerase II cis-regulatory region sequence-specific DNA binding
Source: RefSeq, a predicted model, not a curated record